Molecule: messenger RNA, 2425 nt
Organism: Acaulospora colombiana
Lineage: Eukaryota; Fungi; Glomeromycota; Glomeromycetes; Diversisporales; Acaulosporaceae
Source: the annotation of a GenBank genome assembly
UUUUUCCGCACCUGGUGGCAUGGCGACAUAUCGUAAAUCGUUGGUUGGAGGAUUUAUGUACAAGUUUUGGUAUGAUGUGUCUAAAUCGGUGGGCAUUGAAACAGCCAAUUUAGGAGACGAAGAUUUUACUGGAAUCAUCGAACGUAAUGUUUCAAAAGGCCUCCAAGUGAUUGGUCAACCGGAGGAGGAAAUGAAAUUUGUCGGUAGUUCAUCAAUUCCUCACACUUCGGCUAUGAAACAGGCGACCGGUGAGGCGAUUUAUACUGAUGACAUGCCCAAGGUCCAUGAUGAACUGUAUGGUGCUCUCGUCAUAUCAAAAUAUGCUCGUGCCAGAAUAGUAAGCAUUGAUGCGUCCGAAGCUUUGGUACAACCCGGAGUGCAAGGAUUCUUUACAGCAAAAGACGUUCCGGGUAAUAAUAUAUGGGGGCCGGUAUUUAAGGAUGAGGAAGUUUUCGCCAGCAAGGAAGAAGCAGUUGACCUGGUUAAGGUGGAAUACGAAAUUUUACCUCACGUAUUAACCAUCGAGGAGGCGAUCGAGCACGAUAGCUUUUAUCCAAUUACCAGGAACCUAUCGAACGGAGACAUUGAGAAAGGUUUUCAAGAGGCUGAUUUUGUUUUCGAAGGUGAAACGAGGGUCGGAGGGCAGGAACACUUCUACCUGGAGACUCAAGCCUCCUUGGUAAUACCAAAACCAGAGGACGGUGAAAUUGAAAUUCACGCUUCUACUCAGAAUCCCACCGAGACUCAAUUGGUAUGUGCAUCCGUGCUCGGUAUCGCGGCCAAUAAAAUUGUAUGUCGAGUCAAACGACUUGGUGGAGGUUUUGGCGAUGAGGAUAUUGUAAUAAGCGGACAACGGCAUCCUUUCUUGGGACGUUGGAAAGUCGGUGUCGAUAAACACGGGAAGCUUUUGGCGUUAGAUUUGCAGAUUUAUAUCAAUGCCGGCUGGUCGUCUGAUAUCUCAAUCGGCGUUUUGGAUCGUGGAAUGACGCAUUCGGACAAUUGCUAUCACAUUCCAAACGUUAGAAUAGUUGGAAAAAUGUGCAAAACCAAUAUUCAUUCCAAUACUGCCUUCCGAGGUUUCGGGGCUCCUCAAGGAAUGAUGAUCUGUGAGAAUAUUAUGUGUGAGAUUGCCGAUCGUCUGGGGAUUGAUGUUGUUGAAUUGAGGGAGAAGAAUCUCUACUCGGAAGGUCAAAAAACUCCUUUCAAUCAAACUUUAACCGACUGGCACAUACCUGAGUUGUUCCAGCAGGUUAAAGAAUGUGCGGAUUACGAAAAUCGGAGGAAGCAAGUUGAUGAUUUCAAUUCAAGGAACAGAUGGCGUAAGAAAGGCCUAUCUUUGGUCCCAACAAAAUUUGGACUCUCGUUUACCGCAUUCCACUUAAAUCAAGCUGGCGCUCUGGUUCAUAUAUAUCGAGACGGAAGUGUGCUUGUCAGUCAUGGCGGAGUUGAAAUGGGACAAGGUCUUCACACCAAAAUGUUGCAGAUAGCAGCCGAGACACUGAACGUUCCUUUGGAAAAUGUUCAUUUGAUGGAAACUUCCACGAACGUGGUCAUCAACACUUCUCCGACCGCCGCAAGCGUCAGCAGUGACCUUAAUGGUUAUGCGGUCGCCAACGCCUGCAAAACUUUAGCCGAGAGGUUAAAACCUUAUCGAGAAAAACAUCCGGACAAAGAUUUUAAAGAGAUUAUCCAAGCGGCAUACCUUGACCGAGUUAAUCUAUCCGCAAACGGUUUUUAUAAAACUCCCGACAUUGAUUAUGACUGGGACAAGAAUGAGGGACAGAUGUACUUUUAUUUCACGAUGGGUGUUGCCUGCACAGAAGUUGAAAUGGAUACUUUAACGGGAGAUCACACGAUCCUACGCACCGAUUUAGUUAUGGACAUUGGGAGAAGUUUAAAUUACGCUGUUGAUAUCGGACAGAUCGAAGGAGCUUUUGUGCAGGGGGCGGGAUGGUGCACCAUUGAGGAAACUCUAUAUUUUCCAAAUGGACAUGUCUUCACAAAGGGGCCUGGAAAUUACAAGUUACCCGGCUUCAGGGAUAUUCCACAAGAUUUCCGUGUUUACACCUUCAAAGGAGAAUUUCCUAACCUAAAGACAAUUCACAGUAGCAAAGGAGUUGGAGAACCGCCAUUAUUCUUAGGUAGUUCGGUAUUUUUCGCUAUCAGGGAUGCGAUCAAAUCCGCUCGGUACUACGUGAAGAACGGGAAACCUGUUUUAGUUCGGGACCCCUACAAUAGAAAGCGGUUCGAGAGGUACGCUCUAAAUAAAAAAAGAGAUCCUGUGUACCGAUCCCUAAGGAAUAAAAAAUUCAUAGAAUCAUAUAUCAAGGUGGAUUUUAAUUUGUUGGAAGGCCGAAAAGGACAAAAUGAUUCUAUCAUACUUGGAACAGGAGAAUCCAUUGCCGCCGAAAAAAUAAGUAAUUAG